GGAAGCAGAAUAAGCCCUCAUACCGCCAUAAAUCUAACGUCAAUGAAAAGAGAGGUAACCCGCCGAUUCAUCCAACAUCAAACAAGUCUUCGUCCGAUAGACACAACAGACGCUAUAUGUCUGGGCACCCUAAAAAUAAGUCGAAGCCCGACGGGCAGGCAUACACCUACCCCGACACAACUUUCCAAUCUAGGGCUACUAUAGACAAAAGUUUGAUCCAGGGACCUCUACAACAAGGAACAAGUGCGCUAGGCAUGUUUCCUAAAGGUGGCCUUUUGACUCACCACAUCCCCGAAAACCAUCGCAUACAGACCACCCAAGACCGUCAAUGGACUAAUAUUUACGAAAAUAACUUAAACACACAAAAUAUUAGUCAUAACUGCGAUACACGUAACUCUACCCCAGCAUACUAUCCACAAGGAAUACCUACCUCCCCCCCAUCCAAUCUAAAUUUUCUCAGCCAACACGAAAUUUCAGCCUCAAUAUUGACGCAAAUAGCACACAUACUGUCAAGCCACCUAUCACCGGAUGGGAGGGCGAUGCAUUGGAGGCACGGUAUAAUGAACACCUCACACCCGCCGGGGUAACAAACGAUGGCACAUCUCUCUGUGCUGAUACUGGUGUAGGGCACUUUUCCAGCACUGCUAGUAAGUGGCCACCAUCUGAGUUAGCACCCAUCAAACAAUCUGUUCUAGACGCCAUAAACCUUGGAGAGAAUAUUUUUAAAGAUAUAUGCGAUUUCACCGUCACCCCUAACUCUCUCUCAUUCUGUCUUAUCAAUGCUCGCUCCUUACUCAACAAAAUGUUCGACUUCACGACAUUAUCCCUAAUUUGCAAUCCGUCUCUCAUAAUGAUUACUGAGACAUGGUGCACUCCUCAGAUUUGCGAUAAAGAUAUUUCUAUUGAUAACUAUUAUGUAUUCAGAGGCGACAGAAACUAUGGUAGAGGAGGAGGAUGUGCUAUGUAUAUCAGGUCUGAUAUUAAGGCCACACAGUGCUUCUACCCAGAGCUCAUCACAGAUAACGAUUCAGUGUGGGCUAUUCUAAGACUGUCUCACUCCAGUUCCUAUCUUAUAGGUUGCAUCUAUCACCCCCCGUGCUCAACCGUUGAAGGUAAUAUGAAGCUUGCUAGCACGUUCGCUUACGCCACUUCACUACCUC
This is a messenger RNA of Trichobilharzia regenti, 1160 nucleotides long. Lineage: Eukaryota; Metazoa; Platyhelminthes; Trematoda; Strigeidida; Schistosomatidae. The record is from the annotation of a GenBank genome assembly.